AUAUUUAAACAUUUGCACUUAUACAAUAUACAGCAUAAUACUCGUACAGGACAAUAAGAUAGCAUAAUGUAUAGUUUUGCAUCGUUUAACGAAGUAACUACUACCAAUGAUAAAAACAUUACAUAUGUUGAUUUUGUACCCUCUUGUACAAAAAAAUCUGGCAUCGUUUCAAAGUCCAAGUUUCAACCAUUUAGCGAAUUGAUGAAUAAGGCUAAUAAAUGGUUAAAUGAACAUCCUAAUUUCGCUGUUAAAGGGUGUGAAACAAUUGGAAGUAGUGUAAGUUCAGAACAAGCUGUAGGAGAAUGUACCGACACCCAGAAAACAAACUAUCAUAUAAAAAUAACAACACGAACUCACAGUCAAGGUAAUACGACCACACAUACUUACAUUUUCAACAUCUGGAUUCUGAAAUGUUUAAGGCUACAUAUUCAACCGAAAGGAAGUGACGAAUCACCCGAACCUCAUCAGAUAGGAUCUUUACAUAUUAUACCAGAUCUUAUCUCUGAAAGUGGAAUUCUUAGUAAAGCAAAAUAUAGCGCAUAUAGUGAUACACUGAAAAAAGCCAAUGAAUAUGUGAAUAGAAACCCCAUACCUGGAAAAAUUCUUAAUAUUGAGGCUGUUGCCAUUAAAAGAAAAAAUAAUAAGAUAAAGGAUGACGGGAGUUUACUUUUCGAAAGUACUGAAGAUAAUGGGAACUUGACCACAAUGUUUAGAAUAUUCUAUUUAAUUGGACGUCCAUUAUACGAGAAAAUAGCAUUAAAGCCAAAUAUCAGUGAAAGAAUUGAUUAUAUAGUACCUAGACAUACGAUACGGGACUACUUCAACAUCAUGAGAGUAUUUUAUGUUACUGGACCAGAUAUUAGAAUUGAUUAUUCUAUUGGUAUAUCGUGUAAGGCAUUUCAACCUGCUCUAUUGAUGUGGAAAUCUUCUGUAAAGAAUACUUUUGAAACAUUCAAAGAAUUUUAUGUUAGAGAAAUUGUACCAUUCAUAUCAUACAACUCACAUGCUCAAAUCAUCAAUUUUGAAAUUGUUGCUAAACCUAUGAAUGAAGAUCAAGAGUUGAUGAGCCCUAAACGAGUACCACCAAAAAUUUUAACAGCAGAAGUAAGAGUAUACUUUAUCGGACCUGUAAGCGAUCCUCCACCAGGAUAUAUACAGCCUAAACCAGUUCCAGUUAUCAAAAAACAAAGUUGCAGUAUUUUAUAG
Dimorphilus gyrociliatus is the source of this 1206-nucleotide messenger RNA. Lineage: Eukaryota; Metazoa; Annelida; Polychaeta; Dinophilidae. The record is from the annotation of a GenBank genome assembly.